Molecule: messenger RNA, 2465 nt
Organism: Acomys russatus (golden spiny mouse)
Lineage: Eukaryota; Metazoa; Chordata; Mammalia; Rodentia; Muridae
Gene: Ankrd13a
Product: ankyrin repeat domain 13A
Exons: 15
Coding region: 171-1937 (588 amino acids)
Cellular component (GO): cytoplasm
Molecular function (GO): protein binding
Source: RefSeq, a predicted model, not a curated record
CAGCCCGGCCCGCGACCCGGGGCCUCCCGCGCCUCCCGCUCCGGCCUCGGAGGUCCGCGCCGCCAACCGCGCCCCGUACUCUCCGGCUCGCUGCUCUCCUCCCCUCGCUCCCCGGCCAGCCGGGCGGGCCCCCGAGACCCCGGUCAGGCCCGGAUCCCAGCUUCCUCGCCAUGUCCUCGGGCCGCGACGCCAGCAGCCGCUUCCCGCUGCACCUCCUGGUCUGGAACAACGACUACCGGGAGCUGGAGAAGGAGCUGCGGGGCCAGAGUGCAGAGGCGCUGGACCCACGGGGCCGGACAUUACUGCACCUUGCGGUUUCUUUGGGGCAUUUGGAAUCUGCUCGAGUCUUGCUGCGGCAUAAAGCAGAUGUGACCAAAGAAAACGGCCAGGGAUGGACAGUUCUGCACGAAGCUGUGAGCACAGGCGAUCCUGAGAUGGUGUACACAGUCCUGCAACAUCGAGACUACCACUACAUGUCCAUGGCCCUUGAAGGUGUGCCUGAGCUGCUACACAGGAUUCUUGAGGCCCCGGAUUUCUAUGUGCAGAUGAAGUGGGAGUUCACCAGCUGGGUGCCCCUGGUUUCCAGAAUAUGCCCAAACGAUGUCUGCCGCAUUUGGAAGAGUGGUGCCAAGCUGCGCGUGGACGUCACCUUGCUGGGGUUUGAAAACAUGAGCUGGAUCAGAGGGAGACGAAGUUUCAUAUUUAAGGGUGGAGACAACUGGGCAGAGCUGAUGGAAGUCAACCACGACGACCGAGUUGUCACCACCGAGCACUUUGACCUUUCCCAAGAAAUGGAGCGCCUCACCCUGGACCUGAUGAAGCCGAAGAGCAGGGAGGUUCAGAGGCGGCUCACCAGCCCCGUCAUCAACACCAACCUUGACACUAAAAAUGUCGCCUUUGAAAGAACUAAAUCCGGAUUCUGGGGCUGGAGGACAGAUAAAGCAGAAGUUGUUAAUGGUUACGAAGCAAAGGUUUACACAGUGAACAAUGUGAGUGUGAUAACCAAAAUUCGCACAGAGCACCUGACUGAGGAGGAAAAGAAGAGAUAUAAAGAGGACCGGAACCCACUGGAGUCCCUGCUGGGAACUGUGGAACAUCAUUUUGGUGCUCAAGGGGACCUCACAACGGAGUGUGCCACCGUAAACAACCCCACGGCCAUCACACCUGAUGAGUACUUUGAUGAAGACUUCGAUCUGAAAGACAGGGACAUUGGAAGGCCAAAAGAGCUGACGAUUAGAACACAGAAGUUUAAAGCGACGCUGUGGAUGUGUGAGGAGUUCCCGCUCUCGCUCGUGCAGCAGGUGAUUCCGAUCAUUGACCUCAUGGCGAGGACCAGCGCUCACUUUGCAAGAUUGAGGGAUUUCAUCAAAUUGGACUUCCCUCCUGGGUUCCCUGUCAAGAUAGAAAUCCCCUUGUUCCAUGUUUUAAACGCACGGAUCACGUUUGGAAAUGUCAACGGUUGUAGCACUGCUGAAGAGAGUCCAAGUGCGGAAGGGACCCAGGCCAAUGCAGCUUCCGAGGUCACACACUUCGAGGUUGAUCAGUCUGUGUUUGAAAUCCCGGAAUCUUACCAUGUUCAGAACAAUGGCAGAAGCGUGCACCUGCAAGAUGAAGACUAUGAAAUAAUGCAGUUUGCCAUCCAGCAGAGCCUGCUGGAGUCCAGCCGCAGCCAGGAACUUUCUGAACCAGCGUCAAAUGGAGGGAUCGGCCAUACACACAGCUAUGAGGCCCAGUAUGAGAGGGCUAUCCAGGAGAGCCUCCUGACCAACUUGGAAGGUCCAUGCCCCGGUGCCCUCAGUGAGCCGAGCUGUUUCGAUACUGACCUGCAGCUGGCCAUGGAGCUGUCUGCCAAAGAGCUGGCGGAACAGGAGCUGAGGCUCCAGGAGGAAGAGGCUGAACUCCAGCAAGUCUUACAGCUGUCACUCACAGAGAAAUAGACAGUGCUGUCCAGCGCUGCACAAAGCAGAGGCUCUGGGCCGCACAGAGUGCUGCGUCGGUGAGACCCGAGGGCAAAGGGCCUGCACUGCCGCAGACGGCAGCUGCUCUUUCCUUAUGUAGAGGUGCAGGACCAGGGACUCCCCAUCUCCACGCUGAGGGGAGGGGAGCAUCGUCACCUUCCAUUAGCUGUCCUGGCUUGCAGGUCACAUUUUUACUACCAGCUUUAGACAGAAACGCCAAGCCCUGCAGGCUAGUAGAUGCAUCAUAGCCACAAGUGAUCGCGAGCAUCACUGCCGUCAGGGUGCUUUUCCACGGGAGAGCUGCAGCCUUGGUAGAGUGGGCAAGAGCUUGAGCCCCUCCUUCCUUUUCACCAAAGAGACGGGGUGUGCUGACCCCCUCAUCUCCCCUUCCUGUGGGGUCCCCACAGUAUUGCCAUUACUCCUCCCGUCCCCACCUUCCUCCAGGCCUUUCGCCCCAGCUAAGAGGAUAUGUACAGGAUCUAUUUUAGAUUAUAGCUAACUAUUUGC